Pocillopora meandrina is the source of this 3056-nucleotide messenger RNA. The record is from the annotation of a GenBank genome assembly. NCBI's taxonomy places the organism in Eukaryota, Metazoa, Cnidaria, Anthozoa, Scleractinia, Pocilloporidae.
AUGAUACUUCUUGUUUUAUUUACAGAUGUCUGCAGACAAGUACAUUUCUUACAAGGCAUUCCUGAUAAAGCCCUUAUUGGUCACAUCAUCAAAACGAUACCAGUGGAGACAGAUGACCAUUGUGAGAUUGCUUGUUACCGCGACCUCAUGUGUCUCUCCUAUAACAUAGGACCCAAACAGGCUCAUGGACAUCAAUGUGAGCUCAGCAAAUCGGAUCACAUCCAAGACCCUGCUGAUUUAGUUCCUAUGGCAGGGUAUAUAUACAGACCAACUGAGGUACACAAUGUAAUGGGCCAUUUCUGAGUUUCAAAAAGGCCUCUUUCUCAGAAUGAGGCCAAAUUAGUAAAGCUUUUGUCGUGAGAAUGAAGGUUAUUUACAUUAGGAGAGAAUAUGAUUUCCGCCCAAAAGUGUCGCACAAUAAUAGCCUCGUUUCAAAGUAAUGUUAGAGAGAGGGAGAAUGGAGACUAAUGUUCCCUGAACAUCUAACUUUAAUUCAUCUAAAAUAAUUAUGCCGUAUAGCUGACUUAAAAAAGAAAUUGCAUAGGGUUUUACCAAAUUCAGGGAACAAAUUUAUCCUCUUUGGCAAGAUUUUAGUCAGCAGCUGUCGUUGACAAGUUUUCGAAAUCUUUGCUGAGGUAUUUAAAAAAAUGUUUCUUUUCGCCUUUUGGGAUUAAAUGCGACAUACUGUAAUUCUUUGUAUCGGGCGCACUAAUUUAACUCUUUUGCCAGGAACUACGCCGUUUUUUAAAUCUCCAAAGUUUUGCCCAGUUCAUUUUUAAGUUUUGGCAACUGUUCAUGAUUUCUCUGCCAGAAUAACGUGACCAAUAUUUCAUUUAUUUCUUGGUUAGAGUCGUUGUUCGUCAACUCCCUGCCCUGAUAACGCCACAUGUGUUUCCCUCACGGAGACAAUUUUCCAGUGUCUGUGUCCACCAGGAUUUACCGGUGACAGCUGUGAAACGGGUAUGUUAAGCAAACCAAGCAAUGUUGUGUCACCUCAUAAAUUAAGACGCGAUUGUUUUUAGUUUUGCAUCUGAUUGCAUGAAUUGAUUGAGAGGAUAGAGCGAGUAUUCCUAACCAAUCACAGAGCGAGGUAAAGCAAAUCCAAAACAGUUUAGGAUCACUUUCGAUGCUUGAUCUAACUGACCUCCCUGAGCUGAUUUUCCCCGUCACUCAUUUGAAAGUCGCUCUUUGUUACAGACAUAGACGAGUGUGAAACCAACCAGUUCAACUGCCCGGUGAACGAGGAGUGCGUUAACACCGCGGGCUCGUAUGUGUGCAAUUGUGUCAGCGGUGUAUUCGAUGGCGUAGGAGUCUGCCAGCUUUUGACAGGUAAGCUAAUGGGAAACGUCCGCGAGAAAGUAUGAUGCCCUAAGCAACGCGAGCCGGCGGGAGGUCUGUAAGGGACUUCAUUUUAUACGCAAUAGAAGCUACAACCUGAGCUACUUUGAGAACAAACUUAAUGUUCGAAUACCACCAACAAAUUCAUUCAAAAAUAGUUUUAGUUGUAGUGGCGCCACAUUGUGGAAUAGCCUCCCUUGCGAGGCUGGAUGCGCGGAAUCCCUCGAGUCGUUCAAACGAGAAAUCAAUAAAGCUCUCUAAUGCUCGGUGAUAUAGUGUAAUUAGUAUAAUUAAUAGUUAACAGCUUUUAAUCCUUUGUAAAUAGCUGGUGAAUUGCCCGUGAUUACAUAAAUUUUAAUGCAAAUAAUAACACUGAUAAUGUCAGACCUCCGGGCUAACCUCAUCCCGACUCGUCUCAAAUCUUCCCAUGGGCGGGGAAAAGCGUGUCCUAUAUCGCUAAUAACGAGGCCUGGUAUCUAACUUUUUUUUUUCUCUCUCUCUCUUUGAAAGGAACAGAUUGCAAGGAGAUCAAGACCACAUUCCCGAGUGCUCCAGAUGGGAUGUACGAAAUACAACCGAACAUCGGAAACAGCAAAUUCUGGGCGUAUUGUGAUAUGACGUCAUUUGGAGGAGGAUGGACGAUGUGUUACUCUACUGACGAUCUUGCUGACCCUAAAACAGAAGUGACCUAUGACGAGAAUUAUCCCUAUGGUACAAAUGGUUACCGAACUGACUGCAAUGAAGUUCAGGUGAUUAAGAGAGGUUAAGAUGUCGUGCGAUGUUAAAUUUUGCAAGAGUUUUACUUUGAGGAUUAGCGAUGUUUUGCAAAUCCUGGCUUAUGUGUUGUCAUAUUUCAGGCGCCAUAACGAGUAAUCAGCCUGAUAAAUAGUUUACAAACACUCACUUGACUUGAUGUUAUUCUUAAGAGGUUCUAAAUCUUUUUUUUUUCUAGAAAUAUUUCGUCUUUUCAAUUUUUUAAAUUUAUUUAUGCUAAACUUAGGGUUUGGACCUACUCUGUACUUACACUCUAUACUUAUUGGUGAGUCUAAUGAGGACUCAUAGUGAUCCCCGCUGAAAUGCCAAAUUUACUCCAGGAAUGUCAGUACCUUCUGUAUUGUGCUUCAUAUUGUCUAUCACUCAUAAUUUGAACACGAGUCACUGUUUCCAAAAUUUGAUGACCACAUUUUCAAAAUGAGAACCUGUUCUUUUUUGGAAUGCUGAACUAUUUCUUGUUUGAAUGGUGCCUUUUUCAUCAAAUUUCAGUCUGAAGAUUCUUAAUCUACUUGUUCUUGUUCUCUUAACCAACACAGCCACUGUUUUUUGUUUUUUUUCUUUUGUUGGUUUUUUGCUUGCAGUUUCGUGAAAUUCUCUUUGUGGACGAGACUACGAAUGAAAAGGCUUUCUUUACCUAUAAACUUAGUUCCAGCCUCGUCGCAAAGGGAAAUUACCAGACACAAAUCUCCGGCCUGUGGCUCGGUGGAGGUGUAGCUACCACAAGUCAUGAGUACCAGCUUCUUAUUUGUGACCACAGCUUCUACUCUGGCUUUUUCAUAUCCGGUUAUACAAACUGUUAUAAGAGGUGCAAUCAUUGGUGUGGUGAUCUGCUCACUCCUUACUUCCGAUCAGCGUCCACUAGUCCAAAUUAUGCCGGAGUCGCCUUUAACGUCAAUGGACAUAGGCCGCGAAGCAUCAGACUGAUGAGUGUUGGACUGAGAUAA